AAUGUUGAAACUGCUGUUUUCGACUCGCCGACUGUACGACCGCCGUAGAACAAAUGUGACCUAGGUAUAAUAUAUAAGCAGACGACAUCUCCCCCUUGCAACGUAGAGGGCCUUGAAAGCGGAUUGGAUGGCGGCGAUUUCAGAAACUGGAGCUCAGCUUUUUGCUCGACUUGGCGAGAAGCCCUCUCUUGCUAGACUGAACCCAAAACUGAUCCCGCCAGGUUUGGAACCUCGACCUGGAGAUGUGGUAGAGGUCUACGGCUCUAGCGGAUCCGGAAAGACUGAACUGCUUUUGAACCUUACUGCAAUGUGUGUUCUUCCAGAGCAGUGGAAGGGCAUCAAUAUCGGGGGACUAGGAACCAGCGUUGUGUUUGUAGACACCGACCAUCAGUUCUCAAUGCUCAGACUGUUUGCCCUUCUGGAGCACAAAGUUACUAAUGCUAUUCAUCAGUUGAAGCUUCGGGAUAAUAUUGAAGAUCAUGGUAAGGAAAAAGCAAGGACAUCAUGUAUCCGUUCCGAGUGUCCAGAUAAAAACAGUGAUGGGAUUGACCAGAAAGGUUGCGUCCGACAGAAUCCAAAAGUCAAUGUACAAUGUGCUCGCAGAACUACCCCAUCUGCUGAUCAAUCAACUGAUGAUGCCCAUUUUUCUCCCCCUUCUGAAGAAGAAGUAGAGGCUUUCAUAAAGGCCUGCCUGAAGAGACUCUACAUCGUGAAGAUUGCUUCAAGCAACCAACUGGUCAUAACCCUCCAUUCUUUAGAAUCCUUGCUUGCAAGCCAGUGUGACAUUUCUGUGCUGAUGUUGGAUUCGGUAUCAGCAUUCUACUGGUUGGAUCGGAUGAAAGGCGAUGGUGCACAUCAUCAGGGUGUCAACCAGAAGCUGGCAUUUACAAUCCUCUCCAGACUAGUCCAAGACUACCAUUUAGUCCUCUUCGCUACCAAGGCAGCUCUUGUUGCCAAGCAACCUCAGAAUGAAUUCUGGUCACGACUUGAUUCUGCUAGCGAAACAGAUUGUUCUCAUCGAACAUCAUCAUCAACAUCAAGUUUGAAAUUAAGCACGGAGCAUCAUGAGUUCAUGGGUCAAGAAUGGACAAAGCUUGUCACUCAUCGACUGGUCCUUGAGCAACGAGAUCACAUGACCUCUGAUGGACCAAUCAGCUCUUUUCUGUCAGUGCUGAAGCACAAGACCUCAGGAAAUAUAUAUUCGUGUCAAUUCACAAUAGAUCAACAAGGUAUACAGGACGGAAGAUAAAACUGUAUUACUCUAAAAACUUCAAAAUUACUACACUGAAGUGAAACUGAUACUGCAAUAGCCAUGUAUUUGAUUACUGUUAGACCCUCUGAAGGGGGACCUGUUCAAAAUACAAAUUUCAUUAAUUGAUAAUUUGCUUAUUAUGAUUAUAGUCAUUUAUAAUCAAUUUUAGAAUUUCAGCUGUAUUCUAUUCUAUUUGCCCUCAGUGUUAGAGCUAACAUAUUCUUUACUUUUUUCUCCCUUUUUUUUAGUUACUGUAUCAUUCAAGUGCUAUUCAUUGAAAUAUCAGAGUCACAGUGAUAUCAUUGUCAUAUCAUGUUGUCCUAAUCAGGAAGAACUUGCCAUCAAUAAUAUGGAGCUGGAAGCUCCAUAUAGUAAAUAACACUCCUUUUAGUUUUAGGUGCAAUAUUUAGUAGAUAGAGAUAAUCUAACCGCAAGUUUUAUCACUCUUGUGGACUGACUCAACGUACAUGUACAAGGGAUUAUGUUUCGCUCUAUUUCUGAUCCGGCAUAUUAUCUCAAUCUGAUCAAUCUCAAGAUUAUUUGUAAUGGAGACACAAUUAACGUGCUAUCCUAUGUCAACUUUGGAUUAUUUGCAAAAUAGUGUGCUAUUUUACAAAUUAUCCCGCUAUUUUGCAGGUGCAGACGCACUCUUCAUUAUUUAUUCACGACGUCAGACAAUAAUGCAUUGAUGCCUCGCUCGAGCAGGAAUCGCUCUUGCGAUGGUGAAGUCGGGGUUUCUUGAAUCUCGAGAUUAAUCGCGAAGAGGGCCGAUUGGGCUAAAAUCUCGAGAUUGAGCAAACUCUGGCUUGUGCCUUGUGCAGCACUGCCUAUUGGAUCACUGGACCAGUAGAGGUGUAAUCCAAAGUCCCUGUUUAAGAUUUGAUUAAUCCUCUAAUAUAUAUAUAUAUAUAUAUACAUACCCUUCACCCAUCUCAAGCAGCGCACAAGGAAAACCUCUGACUGAUCACUAGGCUUAAGCAACUCCUCAGAAUUUGAAAAUUAUUUUGACAACUUGGGCUUGAAAUUUUGAUGUUUUUUUAAGGGCAAGGUCACUGUUUCAUAGGAUCUUAGGGGUGCUCACAUACCCUCAUUGUCUUCAUAUAGGCCAACGUUGAUGAAAAUUGGGGGAAAACAAGAAUUUAUUUCAACUAGAUUGUCAAAUGUCUGUAAAAAUAACCUCAGAAAAUGUUCAAUGGCUCACUUGAUUCUACAUAUUGAAUUAAAUUCAAUGCUCCAAAAGUACAUGUGCAUUUCAAAGUUUCCAUCUGAUAUGGUACAAUGUGAAUUUUUGUGAAUUUUUUUUCUUAAUAAAGUACAUGUUCAAUAUGGACAAAUGUUUAUGGACGGUAAACCAGGGUGACUUUAUGUUGUAAAAUAGUAUCGUAUGAUUCCCCUUUCAUGACAUACCAAAAUAUUUUCAGAAAAUUUAACAGCAAAAGCAAUGUCACUGAUUUUAAAAUUUGUCCAAAACUCGUCUUGGUUUAUGGUACAGUUAGGCUUGGAUAGCAGAUGACAAGAAUUACCUCAUACUCAUAAAACACAUUCACCCACACCCACUCUACAGCUCUGUGCAUUUACAGCCCUAAAUUUUGUGAAAAUGCUUUACUUUAAAAAUAUUGGGACAAAUUUGAGAAUGAUGUUGGAACUAAUCAUAAGCCAUGCUUCAUAUUGUCUACGGUAUUCAUGAAAACUAGGUCAAGAUCCUUUAAGUCUGUUAUGCACUGUUGAAUAUGCGGUGGUGCACUGAUAUGUUUGAGUUCACUGUCACGGUGGCUGUUCAACAACGCUCAACAAACAGACCCAUCUAUAAGUUUCUAGUAAUAAACAAACCUGUAUUUUGUUAGCCAUGGUAUUGCUAGCCUACAAAAACAUACAUGUAAUUUUUCUUGAAUAAAUCAAACAAGACAUGUUA
This is a messenger RNA of Lytechinus variegatus (green sea urchin), 3164 nucleotides long. RefSeq names its product DNA repair protein XRCC2-like. Bases 128 to 1249 code for a protein of 373 amino acids. Gene Ontology annotation, cellular component: centrosome; replication fork; Rad51B-Rad51C-Rad51D-XRCC2 complex. The transcript has 2 exons. Gene Ontology annotation, molecular function: ATP-dependent DNA damage sensor activity; ATP binding; four-way junction DNA binding. The record is from RefSeq and is a predicted model, not a curated record. NCBI's taxonomy places the organism in Eukaryota, Metazoa, Echinodermata, Echinoidea, Temnopleuroida, Toxopneustidae. Gene Ontology annotation, biological process: double-strand break repair via homologous recombination; DNA strand invasion.